Messenger RNA from Nilaparvata lugens (brown planthopper), 1937 nucleotides. RefSeq names its product zinc finger protein 771. Gene Ontology annotation, molecular function: zinc ion binding. The transcript is spliced from 5 exons. Gene Ontology annotation, cellular component: nucleus. Lineage: Eukaryota; Metazoa; Arthropoda; Insecta; Hemiptera; Delphacidae. Bases 533 to 1807 code for a protein of 424 amino acids. The record is from RefSeq and is a predicted model, not a curated record.
AAAUAACGACGAGCGCGAAAAUGUAAAUAAUUAUAGCUAUAAGGAGCUACACGUCUACUUAUUUACUUUUCUUGUCUUGACAAAAAUCGGAGCGAAUACAAGUUCAGUGAUGUCGAGUAAUAGCCAUCUACACUUUAACCUGUGCUUUAGCGCUCGUCGUCAAUUGUAUGCACUUAGCAAGAGUGUGGCGCCGACAACACCUAGGCUUCUCGUCUUCUGUGUCGUCUGUCGUGUGUGUCUGUGUGAAGUCUGUUCAAACUUUGAACAGAUAAGUUGAUUCUCAAUUUUGGUGAAAAGUAUUAGUUGAAAUGUUCUAAAAUAAUUCAAAUCAUUAUCCACAAUUUAGCUCAUAUUUGUUUUUAGUGCGCCAAAAUUUUAUAGAACUUUUUCAUGAAUCCGAAUGAGAAAUGAAUAAAUCUUCAGAAAUGAGGUUAUAAUGUUGUUGGCUUUUGUAAAAUCAAGAAAAUUGAUUUUUUUAAAUAUUUGCUGUUAGAUUUUUUAAACUGAGAAAUUAUUCCAACUUUCCAAUCUCAUGGCAUAUUUUUUAAAACAGAAAACUGUUGACUCGGUUGUAGUUUUUGAGUCCAACAUCUGUCGUUUAUGUGCAAACACCAGUGAUUCUUUAAUUCCAAUAUUUGACAAAACAUCGUUCGACAAAGAUAAUUUAUUGGAGAAAAUCAAGAAAUGUUUUCCUUCUUUAUCAAUAGUGGAGGAUGAUUCUAAACCAAAACAGGUUUGUUUGUCCUGUUUCUCCAAACUGGAAAUUUGCAAUGAGCUUUUUGACAUGUGUGUGGCCGCUGAUUCGAAGUUCAAUUUCAUUUUGGACAGGCACUGCAGUAGCCCUACUCAUGAUAGAGAGCCGGUGUCUGACGGAUGUAGUUUGAAGGAAGUGUCGAACUGUAUCUGGUCGGAAGAUGCAGCCACGAAGAGCGGGAAAACGCUGACCGUGCACGACAGGAACGUGAUCGUGCUGAGUAAGCUGGACUCGAGCGCACUCCAACUGCAGCCGGAACCCAAUCGAGAUUUCGUCGUGAUGGUCGAACUCAAGUACAAGGAUCCCGAUCACGACCAUGUAAAAAGUGAAGAUCUGGUGGCAAUCGAUUGCGACCAGGCCGAAAUUCAAGAAAACGACGACUGUCUGUCGACCGAUUUGAUGUUCUUUCAGUCGGACGACAGCCAGAACAAGUCGUCGGAAAAGUAUCUCAGACUGAUCUCGAAUAAUUCGGAUACUGAUGGCAAGUCUCCUGCGAAAAUUGCGAACAAUAUCAAGAAAAAGGGUGACGCGGGGACGGGGGUGGGGGCGGGGUUGGCGUGCUCGGUGUGUGGCAAACAGUUCCAGCGGCGCACUAGACUCAACUCUCACAUGGCACUGCACACUCAGGUGCGGCCACACACGUGCGACGAGUGCGGCAAGACGUUCGCGAUGCGCUGGGACCUGACGCUGCACCGACGCCUGCACACGGCCGCAUUCGCGUGCCCCGUCUGCCACAAGUCGUUCACCGCCAACAGCAAGCUCAAUCGCCACCUACGCACGCACACCGGUGAGCGGCCGCACGCGUGUGCACACUGCCAUAAGUCGUUCGCCGACAAACGCAACCUCGACAACCACACGCGCACGCACACCGGCGAGAAGCCCUACGUGUGUCGUGUGUGUGCGCGAGCAUUCCGUGUGCGCACGCACCUCACCGAUCACCAGCGCGUGCAUAGCAAGGCCACACCCUACAAGUGCGCCCUGUGUCCGAAAACUUUCCGGUGGAAGGCCAACUAUAAUUUACACUGUAAAACUCAUGGCUCAGUCGUGAAAUAGUAUUACUAGUAUAAUUUGUUUCUAGUCAUCUUCGAAACACUCUAACCACUUUUAUGCCUUGUUAUUGAAUCAUCAUCCUCUGUCUUUUCUCUGUAAGUUUUAAUAAAAUUGAAUUAUUUAUUCGCCACUA